Molecule: messenger RNA, 996 nt
Organism: Prunus persica (peach)
Lineage: Eukaryota; Viridiplantae; Streptophyta; Magnoliopsida; Rosales; Rosaceae
Exons: 2
Coding region: 1-996 (331 amino acids)
Source: RefSeq, a predicted model, not a curated record
AUGGCUCAAUCCGUGACGGCCCAAAGCUACUCCUCCCACGAUCCCACGAUCGACAUGGCAGCUCCACCACCUCUCGCCGCCAUGAACCCUCAGCAGCCACCCCGUGUGACUGGAACCACUGCACCAGCCUCCGCCGCCGUCGUACCAUCUCAAGGCCCCAUGGCCGGACUUAGCCACCUUCAUAGCACUACCGUUGAGCAUGGUGGAACCUCACAUCCAGUUGGGCUCACUACCACUGCCGACUUUGGCCCAAUCUUGGAGCAACUUCAACCAUUCCCUCCAUUGCCUCCACGCUCGACGCAUGCUCCCACGCACACAUCCAACGAAACCCUAGCCCGUGGUGAAGAGAGAAGGAUAAACGAACGCGCUGAUAGGCAGUUCGGCGGGAACCAAGCAGGUCAAGCAGGAGUAAGCAGACAAGGAAAUGCGCAACAACGAGAUCAGCUCUCGGACAUGUCGCAAGCAUCCGCAAGCCACACUCAGAGCAGACGAAGUUUCCCAUCCAGAUUGAAUUUAAGGACCAACGUGGGCGAUAGGCUGGGCCCAAGACCUGACAUCCACGCUCGCCUGGGCCAGCAUGAAGACGUUCAUGAAAGGCUAGGCUCCCAGGGAGGUCAACUUGACGGCCAUCGAGACGAGGAUCGAGAAGAAAGGCGCUCCGCUGCUCGCUCACAGAGAAAUAUUCACGAAAGGAUAGGCCCCCAAGGAGGUCAACUCGACAAUCAUCACAAUGAGGACCGUGAAGAAAGGCGCUCCGGUACUCGCUCUCGAAGAACCAAUUCUCGUCGGCAAACUACUGGAAAUCCCUUGCAAGCGCAGUCCACCAACACGCCUCCUAGACAGCGCAACCGAGAAGGUCGACCCACGCAAGCCAAUGAGGAACUCAAUCAACAUCAUCUAACCAUGCGUGCAGAAGACGUUGAAAAGCUUGUGAAUAACCGACUUCGAGACUUAAAGAUUGGCGGAAAUUUCGAAGAUACACUACGCUUGAGGUAG